AUGAUCGCUUUUGGUCCGCGGCCACUUAUUCUUCAGGUCCAAAAGUUUGUUUACUUCUCUGGAGACCGUCUUUAUUUCUGCCAUCCGUGGAUACUGGACGGUCUGGAGUUACAACUUUUUGCCCUUCCAUUUACACCGAGUGUCCCGAAAGAUCUUCCUCCCAUGUAUUGCUGCCUUGGCGUCAAUCCGGCAGCAGACGGCUCAGCUUAUUUUGAAUACGGAAACAUUAAGAUACUAAGCAGUGUCUGUGGACCAACAGAACUGAAACAAGAAGGCCAGCUAACGACCUCCUUUAAAUUCGCUCCCUUCGCCUCCCAGAUUAGGAAGGAAAGUGGUCGAGAUUCUGAGGAAAAGAGACUAAGUCAACUCCUCCUUAGUGCGCUGGAGCCAUCAAUUGCACUGCAUACCUUCCCUCGUGGUAAAUACCAGAUAAGUGUACUGGUAUUGGAUGAUGGAGGCGUGCCCAGCUAUCAGGCCCCAUCCGCUUGCCUAUCUGCUGGCAUAACCUGCGCCAGUCUGGCUUUAGUUCAUGCCGGUGUUCAGAUGUACGACAUGGUCGUGGCCCUGACUUCUAAUCCUCUGGAUACCGAUUCUUCUCCCAACGCCGCCUCCUUCUCCAUUGCCGUCAUGCCCCAGCUGGGCCAAAUCACAAUGGUUAAUUCCACAGGCCUCGCUCAUGGCCCUGCCCUUACUUCCUCUCUUAGAACUAUCCUCGAGGGAGUUUUGGAGAAAGCCAAGCGCAUGCAUUCAGUCAUUCUGUCCUUUUUGUCAUCAUCACUGGAACAGGAGAAAGAUUCAUCAUCCCCUGAGUGA
Dibothriocephalus latus is the source of this 813-nucleotide messenger RNA. NCBI's taxonomy places the organism in Eukaryota, Metazoa, Platyhelminthes, Cestoda, Diphyllobothriidea, Diphyllobothriidae. The record is from the annotation of a GenBank genome assembly.